AUGUCUCCUUCCCCCUCCAGCAGCCCUAGGCCAGCGGCCCCAGAGAGGAAUGGAGGAGCAGGCCAUGUGCCAAGAGCACGAGGAGGAGGUCAACAUCUACUGUGUGACCCACAGCGUGCCCACCUGCUCCAUGUGCAAGGUGUUUGGAGCCCACCAGGACUGUGAGGUGGCGCCACUCAAAAGCAUGUACCAGACACAGAAGACGGAGUUGACUGACGGGAUAGCGAUGAUGAUGGGGAACAACGACAGGAUCCAGGGCAUCAUCAGUCAGUUAAAGGAGACCUGCCAGACCAUAGAGGUGACUGGCCCAGUGUGGCAGCACCUGUCUUUCUGUCUCUGUCUGUCUGUGUGUCUCUCACACAGCCAGACAACUGAAACCAGGAUGUUACUGUAAUCAGCCCC
Messenger RNA from Salvelinus fontinalis (brook trout), 402 nucleotides. Its product is annotated as tripartite motif-containing protein 54-like. The transcript has 2 exons. NCBI's taxonomy places the organism in Eukaryota, Metazoa, Chordata, Actinopteri, Salmoniformes, Salmonidae. The record is from RefSeq and is a predicted model, not a curated record. Gene Ontology annotation, molecular function: zinc ion binding. Bases 50 to 394 code for a protein of 114 amino acids.